This is a messenger RNA of Penicillium brevicompactum, 1014 nucleotides long. RefSeq lists its product as uncharacterized. NCBI's taxonomy places the organism in Eukaryota, Fungi, Ascomycota, Eurotiomycetes, Eurotiales, Aspergillaceae. Bases 1 to 1014 code for a protein of 337 amino acids. The transcript has 2 exons. The record is from RefSeq and is a predicted model, not a curated record.
AUGGAUCUUCCCCCACCAAGCUUCUCGUUCGUCAUCCCUUCGGUUUAUGAUGGUCGCAAGCUAGAGUGCCGGAUAUUUCUGCCACCCGUCUACCAAAAUAUACAAUCAACGCCAACCUCACAAAUCCAUGGAGCUAUUUUCGCCCAUCCGUAUGCACCAUUAGGAGGCUGCUACGAUGACCCCGUGGUGGACUUUGUCAGUAGCGAGCUCUAUCAUGCAAAUUUUGUCGUGGGGACUUUCAACUUCCGCGGAGCUGGUGACUCAGAAGGACGAACGAGUUGGACUUCCAAGCCCGAACUAGGGGACUAUGUAUCGUUCUACGGAUUUAUGCUGCAGUACUUACACUGCCUCAAGCGUGCACUAGCUCCGAAUGAUCAUUCAGCCGCACAACCUCGCGAAAGCACCGACCAAGAUGGCGGCUUAGAAUAUCCCAAUUCAGGACCUACAGCCCCAAAACCGGAUGUCCAUUUGAUCCUGGGCGGUUAUUCAUACGGAUCCCUGAUCACCUCGCACGUCCCAGUCCUGGAUGUGAUCCUCUCGCUGUUUGAAUCACCGGAGGCUUCAAUAUCCGAGAUAAGGAAUAUCGCAACACGCAUAGCGUCAUCGUCAGUUGAACAAUCCACCGGCCCGACCGACCCAGACCUACGCGCAUUGACAACUUCGAUAUCCUAUCUCUUGGUAUCCCCGCUCCUGCCACCGAUAAGUCAACUCCUCACGAUCUUCACGACCUUAUCAUUGAAAGUGGCAUCCCGAACCAUCCCCUGUCCCGAUCCAGCAGACCAGCUGAGUACGCAUUGUACUUUGGCGCUGGCCGGGAAUCUGGAUAGCUUUGUCUCCGCUGCGAAACUGGAGCGGUGGUCAGACGAGCUGUUGCACAUGCCAGGCAGUCAGUUCCAGUUCCGGAUGGUUGAUGGCGCGGACCACUUCUGGCGUAGGAAUGAGAGGGCGCGGGUUUUGCUGAGGGCGUGGCUCUCCGAGUCUUUUCGCUCCAAUCAGGUUUCCCCAUCUGAUUGA